This is a messenger RNA of Talaromyces marneffei, 3273 nucleotides long. RefSeq lists its product as uncharacterized. The transcript is spliced from 5 exons. Gene Ontology annotation, cellular component: Cul4-RING E3 ubiquitin ligase complex; cytoplasm. The record is from RefSeq and is a predicted model, not a curated record. The coding region runs from base 1 to 3273 and encodes 1090 amino acids. Gene Ontology annotation, molecular function: protein binding. Gene Ontology annotation, biological process: negative regulation of fatty acid biosynthetic process. NCBI's taxonomy places the organism in Eukaryota, Fungi, Ascomycota, Eurotiomycetes, Eurotiales, Trichocomaceae.
AUGAAGUCGUCUUUGUACGACAAGGUCUUUGAGAGGGAGUUAGGCUACCGGCCCUACAACGUCAGCCUCAAAGGCCUCUAUGGUGCCUCGGAGUGGAUCGAUGAAUUGGAUAUUGUCAAUGAGCUUGGAGGGCACACGGGAUGCGUCAAUGCUUUGAGCUGGUCGAAUUCUGGACGGCUGUUAGCAUCCGGGUCCGAUGACACUUACCUCAAUAUAUACUCAUAUCAUCCUGAUUCAUCGACAUCUCCGUUUGCCCUGACCACCUCGAUAAACACGGGUCACACAGCAAAUAUCUUUUCCGUCAAGUUCAUGCCCCAUUCUAACGACCAGACCCUUCUUACCUGCGCGGGAGACUCCGAAGUCAGGAUCUUUGAUGUAGAAUACUCGUUCAAGAAUGCUUCUAAUCCCGCUGCUACCGAUGCCUUCUCCACAACAAGGAGCAGGCGGAUGACCGACUUUUUUACCGGAGUUCGUCAUCUCAGUCAUCACAACACAAAUAGUCGCGUCUAUCGAUCUCAUUCCGAUCGCGUUAAAAGAAUUGUGACCGAGUCGUCUCCAUAUCUGUUCUUGACCUGUUCAGAAGAUGGUGAAGUGCGGCAGUGGGAUCUGCGUCAACCGUCGUCGGCAUAUCCCGCCCCACGUGGAGGACAAGGUUUCAUGGCAUAUCGACCCGGUGUGCAUCACGAUGACUCCAAUAUUCCAGCUCCUUUGAUAUCGUAUAAGCGGUAUCAUCUCGACCUCAAUACCAUAUCAUGUUCUGCGUCUCAACCUCACUAUAUCGCAUUGGGUGGUGCUCACUUGCAUUGUUUUCUUCACGACCGCCGGAUGAUUGGACGGGAUCUACUUGCGGAGAAAGGCCAAUUGAAUAGAUCGACUCCCUCGGCAGGCAGUUUUGAGGAUGAAAUCAUGAGCAAAGCAACUAGAUGCGUUCGAAGGUUUGCCCCUAACGGCCAGUCCAAAAUGAAGCCUCAUGACAACGGUCAUAUCACUGCUUGCAAAAUUAGCGAUGCGCGGCCGAAUGAGAUGGUCGUCAGCUGGUCAGGAGACCAUAUUUACAGUUUCGAUCUCAUUCGCAGUCCGGAUGCGAGAGAAAAGGGGAGAACCGGCGAUAGUGUCAAGACCAUCAACUCGACCAGGAAGCGCAAGCGCGAAAAAGUCGCAUCGGCCACAUCGCUUUCAAGCGGGAAUAGAAGACGCCAGACUUAUUUGAGAUCAGAUGAGACUCCCGCUGAAGGAUUGGAGAUGUCAUUUCAUGUGCGCUAUGGCAAUGGAGAAUCAGAAAAUAUCCCGAUAUCAAUGACGAACGAACACGACGGUGACACGACCGAGGAUGUCAUAGAAAGAGCACGAUCUUCCGUUUUGACUGAAGCGCAAAAGUUGAGUUUAAAAAUUGCAAAGGUUCUUGUCAAAAUGCGCAAAGCUCUAUUCUCUCUUGAGGCAUCAAUGCGAGAGAUGUCACAGGCUCAACGUCAUUAUGAUCUUGCUUCAUAUCAACCCGCUUUUGCUACGGUUUUGAGCCAUGCGUCAGUCUGUUUGAACCAGAUGGAUGAAGUAAACAGAUCCUGGAGAUACCCGCUAAACCCAUCCGAGGAUGUCGUUAUCAUGCAGCAAACCCUCAGAAGAAAUCGUGAGGCUGCCCGGCGCUUUGUUCAGGCUUGUGGAACUCUGGCUGUGUCUCUCGGGGCGUGCACAGGAGAUUCUCCUGGAGUAGAGGAUGGUCGGAUAGACUCUUUUCGACAAAUUGUCCCUGCGCCUUCAGAAAACGGUACCGUCGACUCGGAAUCCCAGUUUGGUUAUGACUUCCUGAAAGCAAUCCUUCUCUGGCUAGAUGGCGGCCGCCAAGCCGUUGUGGAAGGAUUUAAGCUAGGUCAAAAUUCUCCUCGGAAUCGUUCUCGGUUUCCCAUCCCGGAACAUGAAGGGGACAGAGCAAUUGAACAUUAUCUUGUACCGUACCUGCGGGAAUUAGCCGACUCAACGCCUGUCAUUGACGUGGAUGCUUCCCGAUUCGAACGUGACGAAUCGCGGAUCAUCUUUCCGACACAGCAGGCUGCGCUUGCUGCUUUUGAGAAGGCUGUCCAACUGCCCCUGGAAGAACUAGAGGAAGCCGCAGUUGUAGACGAAAACGAUGAUUCGCCCGAACGAAUAGUCCGUGCUUUGAACAAGCGUGCUGCGACAAAAUUCUGGGGACUCAGAGUCGGACGCGGCCUGUUAAUGAAUGUUGGCGAAGGCAUUACUUUCGAGUUUGUCAACCGUGCAUUUGGGGGUUUGCGCACGUUCUUGAAGGAAGAUGAUGAAGAUGAUGAUGAGUGCGAGCGCAUACAGGAAGACAUUGACUUGGAAGACAAUUCAGACAUUGAAGAAGUUCGGCUUGUUGCUAAUCGCGUUAACGGACACAAUUCAAACUCGGACGGGAUUGAAGCAGCAGGUCCGACCCAACUCACCAGCAUUAGCGAUGCGUCACAAGACGAAUCCGAUGAUUUCGACAUGUUUGAUGAAAGGGCUAGCUUUGAGUUUGGUUACACGGACGACGAAGAUAAUGAUAUGGAUGACGGCGACGACAAUGACGAUUUCGAUGACGACGAACAAGAUGCCGAUGACGAUAUAUUUGGAUUCUUGAAUCACGGUGGACUUUCGAACCGUCGGGGCAGAGAAGAAGUUGACCUGGACGUUCCCUGUGGGACUCACGAGAUGAUCUAUCGCGGACAUUGUAAUAUCAAAACAGUCAAGGAUGUCAACUAUUACGGUCUGGACGACGAGUACGUUGUUAGCGGAUGUGACUCUGGACACGUUUUCAUGUGGGAUCGAAAGACGGCCAAUAUUGUCAAUAUUCUGGAGGGUGAUGGAGAGACAGUGAAUAUAGUACAAGGUCACCCAUACGAACCGACAUUGGCCGUUUCUGGACUUGACAAUACGAUCAAGAUAUUCUCUUCCGAUAGACGCGCACAACAUGAUGCCCGCCACGGGGUCAACAUACUCAACCCAGAACAUCCGGCAAAUAUGUUUGGAGCUCGUCCGCGCAAUACGGCUGGCAGCUCCCAAGUAUUCGGUCUUAGAAGUUGCAAACGAGUCACGAAUAGCUAUCAGAUCAUCUCUCAAAACGACAUUGACAGACAAGGUGGACUCAGCGAUGCCUAUAUCACAAGAAGUAUGUUGGCUCGAAUCGCCGCGUCGAUUGGGCAGCGUCAUACGAUGAGAGGUGGGAAUCCUGCAGCCGCAGCAGAUGUGGGCGAAGGGACUACUUUAGUACUCGAUGAAAACUGCACAGUUAUGUGA